UCUGUCACGCAGUACUGUGUGUCUCUGGAGUCACACACAAACACAACUCAACAGACAGGAAAACAGCCUGCACUUUUAAGGUCUGGCAUUACAACAAGAACAAUGGAAGAAUAGGCACUUUGAGUAUCUGUUUUGAAAAUCAAAAGGGAGGUGAUUUCUGAAAGACAAAGUAAAUAAUCUCCACGUUUAUAUGCUUGACAUGGGAAUGUAGUAUUGUUUAAGCCAGAGGAUAUCUUCUUCACAGACUCCCGGUACCUGAUCAGGUGAAGACAUACAUGUCAUCCAGUGUGUGUCUCCCAGAGGAGGAUCUCUCCUGUCCUGUGUGCUGUGACAUCUUCAGGGACCCUGUCCUCCUACCAUGUAGCCACAGCUUUUGUAAGACCUGCCUACAAUGCUACUGGAACACCUCAGCCCUCAGACAGUGCCCUGUCUGCAGGAGAAGAGCUUCCAAGCGCACCCCUCCCUCCAACCUGGCUCUGAAGAACCUCUGUGAAGCUUUGCAACAGGGCAGGAUUCAGAGCUCAGUCGAGGGGAACCGUGUACUUUGUAGUCUACAUGGAGAGAGACUCAGAUUCUUCUGUCUGGUGGACAAGCAGCCUGUCUGUGUAGUGUGCCAAGCCUCGGAAAUACACAAGAACCAUGACUGCGUACCCACAGAGAAGGCAGCACAGGAUUGCAAGGAUGAGCUCAACGUAGCACUGAAAACCUUACAGCAUACUCUGGACUCCCUCAUUAGACUGAAGGGAACCUCUGAAGAGAUGCUCGAGUCCAUUAAGAAUCAGGCCCUGGAGGCAGAGAGGCAGAUAAAGGAUCUGUUUGUGGAACUCCACCAGUUCCUGUAUGAGGAAGAGGCAGCGAGGCUAUCUGCUCUGAAGGAGGAGGAAGAGGAGAAGAUAGGGCUGAUGAAGAGUAUGGUGACAAAGGCUGCAGCAGGGAUGUUAUACCUCAAAGAGACUAUAACAGUCAUAACACAGGAGAUGUCUGAUGCUGAUGACAUGGCAUUGCUCCAGAAUUGUAAAGCCACUAUAGAGAGAGCCCAGUGCACAGGGCAGGGCCCGGAGAGGAUUUCAGGGGCGCUGAUUGAUGUGGCCAAGCACCUCUGUAACCUCAAGUACAGAGUCUGGAAGAAAAUGCUUCUGCAUGUUGAAUAUACUCCUGUGACCUUGGACCCAAACACAGCCCACCCCUGCCUCUUCCUGUCACAUGAGCUCACGUCCCUUCAGUACACCAGCCAGCCCCACCGUCUCCCUGACAACCCUGAACGCUUCCACAUGAGUGCAGAGGUCCUGGGCAUGACCGGGCUUAGCUCAGGAAGCCACAGCUGGGUAGUGGAUACAGGAUGUAACAACGACUGGAUUCUGGGUGUGGCCUGUACGUCUGUCACCAGGAAUGCGGAGGUCCAGGCCCGGCCAGAGAACGGGUUUUGGACCAUGUGUCUGCGAGACAGGGAGUACAGAGCGAUGACCUCACCCCCAACAGCCAUGACAGUCACAGAGAAACUCAAGAGGGUCAGAGUGCAGCUGGACUGGGACAAGGGUCAAGUGUCUUUCUUUGACCCUGCUGAUGACGAUACACCCCUUUACUCUUUCUCACACAAGUUCACAGAGAAAGUGUUUCCGUAUUUUUAUACGCAAAGCAAACACCCUCUGAGAAUCCUACCUGAGAGGAUGUGUGUUACAGUGCAACAGAGUGGGACAGGACAUCCCUGUACAGUUCCCGACUGAUCAUUUUUUACAAUAAAUUAAUUUCUGUCAACCCACAAA
Molecule: messenger RNA, 1763 nt
Organism: Oncorhynchus kisutch (coho salmon)
Lineage: Eukaryota; Metazoa; Chordata; Actinopteri; Salmoniformes; Salmonidae
Product: zinc-binding protein A33-like
Exons: 6
Coding region: 276-1724 (482 amino acids)
Molecular function (GO): zinc ion binding; protein binding
Source: RefSeq, a predicted model, not a curated record